Chara braunii is the source of this 2513-nucleotide messenger RNA. The record is from the annotation of a GenBank genome assembly. Lineage: Eukaryota; Viridiplantae; Streptophyta; Charophyceae; Charales; Characeae.
GGGGCYUSCCAUUCAAUCGAAUGUCAACGGCGUGGAGACAUGCGCGAUGGAGACUCAGGACAUGGUGAAGGGUAUUGCAGGUGUCAGCAACGAAGGGAUAUCGGCCGGAGCAAACACCGCGGACUGUGCAGUGGCCCUUGCGGGAAUUUGUGCGCAGGCUGCAGACUUGAGCACAGAUGGCGACACGAGCGAUGAUGGUGCAGAGUGUCUUGUUCCAUACGAGAAUGUUGAGAGGACGAGAGCAGGAGGACACUUCCCGUAUGACGUCAAUUGGGUGUCUGGCCGUCUUCAACCGGGUACCGUUGGAGGAACGCCAUGCUUUGCGUUCAAAGUGAAUGGGGAAUGGGUUCCAUAUCCCGCCCCCACAGAGGCGUCGUGGAGGUGCGUGACUCUGUCAAUCAUCUUCGACAGAGUGCUGAGGUUGAACGAUGCGGCGACCCCUGAUGAGAAAUCACGGCAUGUGUUGAAACUAUGGCGUGUUCUGGACGCGAAGGGCGAUUUGAGGCUGAAUGAUUUUGAGUACGACAGUGUCGACUGCGGAGAGUCAUGGGUGAUUGGCGGGUUGGACACUGCAGCGGGCUCGGUUUGUGCAGAGACUGAUGCCAGGAGGGAUCCACGGUGGGGUUGGGUGCCACAUGACGCCCCCCUUCUUUGUGGCCGUGUGAGGAUGCCCAUGCGUGACGCCAUGGGCAAUGUAUGGACCGUGUGUUACAUAAACGGCAGCUUCGUGUCCAGACCCCUGAACAGGGAGGUGACUGAAGAGGAGAAGAUGAUGAUGGCUUGUCCCACCGCUGUUGCUCAUUGUUUUUCGCCACCUCUUCGAAACCCUGUGGAGCUCGAGGUGGCAGAGGGGAAAGUGUUUGCGGGUGAGCAGGGGUACACAUACACGUAUGCCAGAGGGGAGGAAGCUACUGCUGAUGGAUUGUCCCCGCUGGUAUGGAACCCGCCCAACCUGAAGCCUGACGUUCUGGCUGCCAUGGACAUUACGGCCCAUGAAAUGGAUAGCGGUCCACUGGUGUGCGACUGCGGCAGACCUUUCAUGUCCUUACGGACUUUAAACUCGCAUCGUGCGAGGGCAUGCCCGGCCGUGGUGGAAGAGGGGGCGCAAAGGCAGGAAAACAAUGCUGCCCACGACCCGGGGCCAUCCGACAUGGGCGCAGCGAAUCUCGCAGCUGAUGACAGCGACGAUGAGGGGGCAGAGGACAACGCGAACGGGGCAGCGGGUGACAACGCAGAGCCGGAAGCGCAACCCGUCGAGACUUUUGACAGCUCGCGCAGGCUAGCAGCGCUUAUUUUGUCCGCACGUGGCGGCGUCGGUAUGUCGCAUUGCGACGUUGAUGCUCUCUUGUCACUUCUCAAAGACCCGAGAUUCAGCGCGGCGGACAUUGCGUACUGCAACAGUCGAGAGUGCUUCGCAUGGGCGGGCAGUCUCGCAGAAGCCGCCGGGUGGAAGGAGUCGGACCCGCGUAGUGACGACUGGCCUGAAGGAGCGCACGCCAUCUUGUGGCACCGCGAUUGGCGAACUGCAUUCUUGUCGAUAAUGCAGGUCGCGUCUUUGAAACCCGCGGGAAAGAAGGACAAGUGUCGGAAGAAAUCGGGGGCUGAGAAGAGGGAGUCGAAAGAGCAUCGCAGAAGCGGUGCCGGCCUCUCCGCGAAAAUGGUGCAAAGGCGCAGGCGUAAAUCCUCGUCGAAAGUUACAGUCCCUUCGAGUGAGCGGGACAUUUCAACGCUGAAAGAACGUAACGAGUCGCCCCCCUCGACCCCUGUCGAGGGAAAGCGCGGAAGAGGCGCCGAGAACCGUCCGCCGAGGGCCCCAGAAAAAAAAUCGCGGGAUGAUAGAACCGCGACUACUCACCGGAGUUCAAAGAAGAGAAUAUCCUACAAAGACGAGAGACCAAUGGAGACAAUCGAUCUUGGAGGGUCUGACGACAGGCACAGCACACCCCAAGCGGAAGAAGAGGAGGAACACGACCGUUCCACGCCAGAGAAGUCAGACGGUGCGGAGGAUGAGGAAGGGGGAAACGAGGGAGACGACAGCGGUCCUUCCCGCGGGCAGUCGCAAGACACCGACGAGGACGACAACAACGACAGCAAAUCGGCCAGCCAGAGUACCGGCGAAGACCGGAGCGCCGCUUCGGAAGGAGAUGAUUCGCCAUCUCCUUCGAGGACGCUGCGCAGCGAAGGAGAACGGCAGGCACGCAAUGGCAGCGACACCGAGGAGCCUGUCGGUGACAGACAAAUCGUGCAGCACGUGAGCGCCACUAGAAAAGAGGACACGUUUUUCGCGGCGGUGCAAGCGACGGCCAAACUGGCAGGGGGGACAGCAGAGAUAGGGCUGCGGUCUCACAUUGCAGAGCGCGGGAUUCGAGCUGUCAUAGGGGAAUGCAACAGAAUUAUGACGACGAUCCGCGGAGAGAUUACCUGGCAGCUGAAGCAUUGGUUCUGAGCAGAAAAAGGGAUUCCGCUGGUCGGAUCGCAGCAAUCGGACCACCACCUCCCCGCUAGCCACAAGA